Molecule: messenger RNA, 1241 nt
Organism: Neodiprion fabricii
Lineage: Eukaryota; Metazoa; Arthropoda; Insecta; Hymenoptera; Diprionidae
Gene: Bug22
Product: cilia- and flagella-associated protein 20
Exons: 2
Coding region: 538-1119 (193 amino acids)
Biological process (GO): positive regulation of cell motility; regulation of cilium beat frequency involved in ciliary motility; cilium assembly
Cellular component (GO): ciliary basal body; motile cilium
Source: RefSeq, a predicted model, not a curated record
CUAUGAAAACUCACCUCAAUGCGCACAGUCUGUGUCAGCCGACGGUAGAGUAAUCAUACGAAUUUCCGAGCCUCUCCUGAAAGUUUUGGCUCGUUGCGAGUAUUUCCACCAAUACCCAGUUUCCCACCUUAUAUUGCAGUAUAAUCAUGAUGGUAUCGAUCAAACAAAUAUCCAAACAUCAUCAUAACCCCGGAGCAUGUGUCUCGGAAAAGAACUCUUUAAAUUUUUAAGAUAAAAUGUCAAAUCUGCACGAAAAGUUGCGCAAAUUCCGAGCCGUAUAUUAUAAAAAUAAGUGUUUCUUACAGUCAGCCGUUUUAGAUCACUCGUUUUAAAAGUAGUGAAGUAAUACAGAUUCUAAAGCUUCGAUAACGAGUAAAAAAUUAUAUAUGAAUAAAAAGUUGGGUUAUCAGUAUAAUUCGGACAUUCGAAAUUUCCUAAAUUUGAACUUGUAAUCAUUCCACUUGAGGUUCGAGAUCCGCUGACACUAAAUCUACUGAAAUACCGAUACCAUUGGAAUUUGUAUUCAUUCAUUUGAAAAUGUUCAAGAAUACUUUCCAAAGUGGUUUCUUAUCCAUUUUGUACAGCAUUGGCAGCAAGCCCCUGCAAAUUUGGGAUAAAAAAGUGAGAAAUGGUCACAUAAAGAGGAUCACGGACAAUGACAUUCAGAGUUUAGUUUUGGAAAUUCUUGGUAGUAAUGUCAGCACCACUUACAUAACGUGUCCAGCCGAUCCGAGAAAAACUCUCGGGAUAAAACUGCCAUUUUUGGUGAUGAUCAUUAAGAACCUGAAGAAAUACUUCACAUUUGAAGUGCAGGUAAUAGACGAUAAAAAUGUCCGACGCAGAUUUCGAGCAAGUAACUAUCAGUCAACGACAAGAGUGAAACCAUUUAUAUGCACAAUGCCAAUGCGAUUGGAUGAUGGAUGGAACCAAAUCCAGUUUAACCUUGCGGACUUCACCCGAAGAGCUUAUGGGACAAAUUAUGUAGAAACUCUGAGGGUUCAAAUUCACGCAAAUUGCAGAAUACGCAGAGUGUACUUUUCUGAUAGACUCUAUUCGGAAGAUGAGCUACCUGCAGAAUUUAAGCUCUUCCUUCCUAUACAAAACAAAGCAAAGUGUUGAUUUUAAGUAACUACUAUUUUAAAAAUGAACUCAUACAACAAAGAUUUUCCUUUUCUUACCGCAUACUUGAAUGCAAACUAGACAUAAUUUAUAGAAUAAAUAUUUCUCUCCAUGUGCCUUCA